AUGACAUUGGCGUCAUACGUUCCGCUGGGCAUCGGUGCCAUCCCCCAAAUCCUCAUAUCUGCCACUUGCUUGUGGCUACUUUUCCAUCUCGGCCGCGGCAUAUAUCAGGCCUACUUCUCGCCUCUACAUCGGGUGCCGGGGCCCAAGCUUUGGGUCAUCAUACCGAUCAUUCCAAAGAUUAAGAUUCUGCUCGGGACAAUUGACCAAGAACUUCGACAACUCCAUUGCAAGUAUGGCAACGCGGUUCGCUGGAGCCCAGACCACAUCACCUUUACCACCAGUGAAGCCUGGAAAACCAUCUAUGGCCACAAACACGGACAAUUUCCGAAGUACAACAGCUCGGAACAACUUGAGCCCCAAUCUAACAUUCUAUUUGCCGACGACGCCAACCACGCCCGCAUCCGCCGCGGAGUUUCGCACGCCUUUUCACCCAAAGCAUUGGCCGAGCAAGAACCACUCAUCUACGAAUAUGUAGACAAGUUGGUAUGGAGGUUGUCAGAUGUAGCGGAGUCUCGCAUGCCAACUGAGAUGGGCAGAUGGUUCCAUAUCGCAUCCUUCGACAUCGUUGGGGACUUGACCUUCGGCGAGUCACUCGGCGGCCUUGACAACAACGAGCUCCACUAUGUUGUAACGCAUGUUCUAUUAUUCAUUGAACGGGCGAAGAAGCUGUUUGAACUCAACCGCCUCCUCGGCCCCUUGCGGUGGAUCGUGAUGCCGAUUAUCGCGAGAGAUGCCGAGAAGGGUUUCCGCGACAUGUUUACCUACACACGGUCUGCGGUCCAGCGCAGAAUCGACAUCGAUGGGGAGUUGGACCGCAGAGACUUCAUGCAAGGCUUGCUCCGUGGGAAGGACGAGAAACUGAUCAACUCCAUGGAGGAGAUCAUCACCAAUGCCAACACCAUUUUUGUGGCUGGUAGCGAUACUACAGCAACGCUCAUGACAGCUGCUACCUUCUACCUUCUUUCAACCCCUGAAGCUUACAAGAGAGCUGUCACUGAGGUGCGGAGCGCAUUUCAAUCGGCCGCGGAGAUCAACUUCACCAACGCAACCGCACGCCUGCCCUACUUGCUUGCUGUGCUCAAUGAGACAUUCCGGUUGUAUCCUCCUGUCCCGUCAGUGAACGAAAGAAUGGUUCCUGAUACAGGAGAGAGAAUCUAUGUGGAAGACUACUAUCUUCCUCCCCAUACCUGUGUUGGUGUGCACCAUUCAUCUGCCGGUCUAUCCGAGUCAAACUUCGCUCAGCCGGAGUCUUUCAUUCCAGAAAGAUGGCUUCCCGAGGUUGCUCAAGAUCCUGCCUCUCCAUUCCACGCAGACAAGCGAGACGCAAUCCAACCAUUUUCCUACGGUCCUCGCAACUGUGUGGGCAAACAUCUGGCGUACAACGAGAUGCGAGUCAUCAUGGCUAGGUUGCUUUGGGAAUUCGACAUGACCCUUGACAAAUCGUCUCUGAAGUGGACAACGCCGUACUCAGAGCAUAAGUCAUGGACGAUCUGGAAGAAGCCGACCUUGGUAGUUCAUAUCAAGAAGCGUCAAUUUCAAACUUAA
This is a messenger RNA of Colletotrichum chrysophilum, 1545 nucleotides long. RefSeq lists its product as uncharacterized. Gene Ontology annotation, molecular function: heme binding; oxidoreductase activity, acting on paired donors, with incorporation or reduction of molecular oxygen; iron ion binding. The transcript has 2 exons. The record is from RefSeq and is a predicted model, not a curated record. NCBI's taxonomy places the organism in Eukaryota, Fungi, Ascomycota, Sordariomycetes, Glomerellales, Glomerellaceae. Bases 1 to 1545 code for a protein of 514 amino acids.